CCAACCUUUGCCCUCUCCUCGCAUCAGCCGCCUGUGGCGCGUUGUCCCGUGUUCUUGGACAUUUAUCGCAAGGGUGAAUACUGAGUUGCCAAGGUCUAAGAGGUUUGAUACCGACAGCAAGCUAUUGAGGAGGAGUCAUGAAUGUUCCAAGGAUCGCCUUCCAGACCGCGCGCCGCCUGACCACCUCCACGACGGUGCGGGCCGCCAAGGGUGAGGUGCACCCGGGCUACGCCAAGCUGCGCCAGCAGUACGCCAAGUUCCAGAUCCAGGACGGCGUGCCCGUACACCUGAAGGGCGGCCCGGCCGACCGGAUCCUGGCCUCGCUGACGUACGCGCUGUGCGCCGGCGCGCUCGUCACCGUCUGCUACACGCUCUUCUACAAGAUGGCCUAA
This is a messenger RNA of Pollicipes pollicipes, 392 nucleotides long. RefSeq names its product cytochrome c oxidase subunit 7A1, mitochondrial-like. The record is from RefSeq and is a predicted model, not a curated record. NCBI's taxonomy places the organism in Eukaryota, Metazoa, Arthropoda, Thecostraca, Pollicipedomorpha, Pollicipedidae. Gene Ontology annotation, biological process: mitochondrial electron transport, cytochrome c to oxygen. The coding region runs from base 138 to 392 and encodes 84 amino acids. Gene Ontology annotation, cellular component: respiratory chain complex IV. The transcript has 2 exons.